GAAAAGGAACAGAGAUCAGAUCACCGUCAUGUGGAUGGCUUCUCUCACCCAUCCAACUCACCUGAUCCCAAUGCCCCCAUCUCCUUCCUCCCUCCCUCCCCUAUAUCCAUCCUUCUAUUCUUCUUCACCUCUUCCUCUUAAACCUCUCCCUUUCUUCCAAUUCCAAUCCAACCUAAUCUAUUAGUAGUAGGAGUAGGAGUAGUGGCAACAAGAAGGUCCAUGGCGGCCGCCACCGUCAGCGGCAUCCACCUGCACGAUCUGCCGGAAUCAAUCCUGACAAACAUCUUCUUGCUGGUGAGCGACGUGCGCAGCCGCAACGCCAUGGCGUUGGCCUGCCGCCGGUGGCGAUCCUUGGAGCGGGCCACGCGCACCUCCCUCGAUCUCCGUGGCCACGUCCGCGCCCCUUUCCUCCUCCCCACGUGCUUCCCCGCCGUCGCUCACCUCGAUCUCUCCCUCCUCUCCCCCUGGGGCCACCACCCCUUCCUCCACCACCAGCAACCGCCGCAGCACUACCACCACCACCACCUCCUCUCCGAGCAGGCCGCCCUCGUCGCCGCCCGCCUCGCUCAGGCCUUCCCCUGCGUCUCCUCCCUCGCCAUCUACGCCCGCGACCCGUCCGUGCUCGCCGCCCUCGCGCCGCUCUGGCCGGACCUCCGCGCCGCCCGCCUCGUCCGCUGGCACCAGCGGCCCGCCAACCUCCCCCUCGGCGGCGACCUCGCUCCGCUGCUCGCCGCCUGCCCCGGCCUCGCCGCUCUCGACCUUUCCCAGUUCUACUGCUGGACCGAGGACGUCCCCCAAGCCCUUCAGGACCACCCCACCGCCGCCUCGUCCCUCGUCCACCUCGACCUCCUCUGCCCCGCCUCGACCGAGGGCUUUGGCUCGUCCGAGCUCGCCGCCAUCGCCGGCGCCUGCCCCAAGCUCACCCACCUCCUUGCCCCCUGCGUGUUCAACCCCCGGUGCAUCGAGUUCGUCAGCAACCACACCCUUCUCACGCUGGCCAUCGGCUGCCCUCGCCUCGCCCUCCUCCACCUCGUCGAUCCCGCCACCCUCUCCUCCGCCCGCAUCGACUCCGAAGCGAAGGAAGCCGCUGCGAUUACCGGGCGGGGCCUCGAGGGGCUCUUCGCCGGGCUUCCGCAGCUGGAAGACCUCGCGCUCGAUAUAUGCCACAACGUCAGAGAUGCCGGGCCUUCAUUGGAGGCCUUGAGCCACAAAUGCCCCAAGAUCAAGUCGCUCAAGCUCGGGCAGUUCCACGGCGUCUGCAAAGGCGCUUGGCUGCACCUGGACGGCGUCGCCGUCUGCGGCCGGCUGGAGUCGCUAUGCAUCAAGAAAUCCGCGGAUCUGACGGACUCUAGCCUUGUCACCAUCGCUCGCGGUUGCAGCAGGCUAUCCAAGUUAGAAAUCCAUGGAUGCAACAAGGUCACGGAAAUGGGGAUCAGGAAGCUCUCGAGCAUGCUCCGGUUCACGCUGGUCGACAUUGCCAUUUCUGGCUGCCAGCUUCUCGACGCCACAAGAUCGCUGCGUGCUGUAGAGCCGAUCCGCGACCGCGUCGAGCGCCUUCACAUCGACUGCAUCUGGGCGAACCCCGAGCUGGAUCAGCUACCCCAGACGCCGGAGAAGACGACUGACGACUCGGACGUCGACCAAGUGGAUGAGGAAACGCCUGACGGAUCAAGAAACAAGAAAUGUAGGUACUCGGACGGCACUCAUGACGACAUCGAGAACCGCUGCUUCUGGUUUCGGACAUGGACGAGGCUCCGCUGCCUCUCGCUUUGGAUACCCGCAGGAGAAGUGCUAACGCCGCUGGGGGAUGCGGGGCUGGAGAGCUGCCCGCAACUGGAAGACAUCUGCAUCAAGGUGGAGGGCGACUGCCGGAUGUGCCCGAGGCCGAGGCAGAGAGUCUUCGGGUUAAGCUUUCUUGCCCGCUAUCCGCGCCUUGCCAAGAUGAAGCUGGACUGCGGCGAGGCGUUCGGGUACGCGCUGACGGCGCCGACGGGCCACAUGGAUCUGAGCUUGUGGGAGAGGUUUUACCUCCACGGAAUCGGUGACCUGGGCCUUUACGAGCUCGACUACUGGCCGCCGCAGGACAAGGAGGUGAACCAGAGAAGCCUGUCGCUUCCGGCGACUGGACUGAUCCAGGGCUGCCUUAGCUUGAGGAAGCUGUUCAUCCAUGGCACCACCCACGAGCACUUCAUGCGGUUCUUUCUCGGGAUGCCGGGCCUGAGGGAUGUGCAGCUCAGGGAAGACUACUAUCCGGCACCGGAGAAUGACAUGAGCACAGAGAUGAGAGUCGACUCCUGCAGUCGCUUCGAGGAGACCUUGAACAGCCGUUUAAUUCCUGAUUGAUUCUAUAACAAGAAUGCAUCUGUUCCAUUCCAGAGAGAGAGAGAGAGAGAGAAACAUGAUCGAAGGCAUAAACGAUGAGGCGAUGUAGUGUUGAGGUUGAUGAGAGGUUUGAAUAUAUUUUGUAUGUGACAUAUACUUUAUGAGGGAUCUUUGUUUAGCAACAUUACAAAUCUCGACAUAUUGGAUUGAUACAGUUUGAUUAGCCUA
Molecule: messenger RNA, 2550 nt
Organism: Musa acuminata AAA Group (dessert banana)
Lineage: Eukaryota; Viridiplantae; Streptophyta; Magnoliopsida; Zingiberales; Musaceae
Product: F-box/LRR-repeat MAX2 homolog
Exons: 1
Coding region: 220-2343 (707 amino acids)
Biological process (GO): SCF-dependent proteasomal ubiquitin-dependent protein catabolic process
Cellular component (GO): SCF ubiquitin ligase complex
Molecular function (GO): protein binding
Source: RefSeq, a predicted model, not a curated record